Molecule: messenger RNA, 177 nt
Organism: Perkinsus marinus ATCC 50983
Lineage: Eukaryota; Perkinsozoa; Perkinsida; Perkinsidae
Exons: 1
Coding region: 1-177 (58 amino acids)
Source: RefSeq, a predicted model, not a curated record
AUGGCAGCAGUUAACCAGUUGAAGCGAGGUUGCCGUAGGGAGAAGAUUGAUGAGGUUGAUGAGGAGCCUAAACAGUCCACCACGGCAGUGCAGACAGACCCGAAGCAGACGGGAGAUUGGGGAUCCGUAAAGAUUGACAGAAAGGAUCUACGCCGUAACGGCGAGAUCGGCACGUAG